AUGUAUUGUCAGAAGUAUAUGCUGGAUACUGCUGUCGAUGAUAAGCCGCUGGCCAAGUUGGAUGAACCAGAAAAGUUGUCAGUCAAUGAUGCGCAUUUAAGAAGAACUAUUCUUGUAGCCGUUCGCGACUAUCUUGAUUCAGAGCACUGGGUUUCGGCCAUCGCAUGUCUUACGAUUGCAUCUAUCGCUGCUCCCGCAAGCUUCGUAAUCGAUCCAGAGGAUAUCAACUUGAUCAAUUCCACCUCGGCCACCAAUGCCAUCCCCGUUCCAGGAACAUACCUUGCGAUCCGUGUCGAGAUUCCUCCAGACUCAACCCCAUUCGAAGAAGACCAAGAACACAACCUUCUCUACCACUUCAGCGACAAGCUCCGAGCGCACGGCACUUCCGACCUCAUAAGACAAGAAAGUGAUAAUGAAGAUAAGAUACACGUGGAGGUUGGCCCUUCCAAGGGAGGUCCUGUCGAGAAACCGAUCUCAUACAGUGAAGCCGCGCGGGUGAUAGAUGCAUUCAGAGCAUACAUCACCGAAGAGAAACUGUAUCGGUCGUUAAACUUCGUCAUCUACGACAUCGGAACCGAGGACGAGAGAGCGGAAGGGAAGAUUGAGCCAUUGCCGGAGAUCACGUUCCUACCAGGUGUUCUCGGCGGAGGAACAAAUAUAACCAGUGUCGUGACCUCGGCGCAGACACAGCGGAGAGCUAGAGAUACACAGGAAGAUCAACUUCCAAUUGUCACCGGCUUGACGUUUCAGAAUUAUACCUCGCCCGUAUCCCUAACCGAAAAAAUCCUGCUAACUCAGCUCCCAAUCCCCUUCACCUACCCGCCCCUAACAGCAACGCUCUACACAUUCACGCCCAUCAGCGUCCUCAGCCCCUUCGACACCCUCAAUGUGCUCUCGCAGCUCGCGACAUGGCUGAGCGCGCAGAUAUCCGCCAGGCCAAUGCCGGCGGAGGGAAGGUGGUUCGAUGUGCCAACGGGGGGAAGGAAGGUUUUGAGGGCUAGUGUUGCGCCGAGGAGACAGGCGGAGGUACAGGGGGAGGGAGAUGGAGAGGGGGGAGGGCAGGGGGGUGGUGGGCAAGGGGGGCUGGAGUUUGGUGAAGUAAGUGAUGCUCUUUCUUUGAGGCUCUGUUUGUGGAUGUGGGUGGGGGGGUGA
Bacidia gigantensis is the source of this 1152-nucleotide messenger RNA. RefSeq lists its product as uncharacterized. The transcript has 4 exons. The coding region runs from base 1 to 1152 and encodes 383 amino acids. NCBI's taxonomy places the organism in Eukaryota, Fungi, Ascomycota, Lecanoromycetes, Lecanorales, Ramalinaceae. The record is from RefSeq and is a predicted model, not a curated record.